Molecule: messenger RNA, 3058 nt
Organism: Gadus macrocephalus (Pacific cod)
Lineage: Eukaryota; Metazoa; Chordata; Actinopteri; Gadiformes; Gadidae
Gene: pdk4
Product: pyruvate dehydrogenase kinase, isozyme 4
Exons: 11
Coding region: 290-1507 (405 amino acids)
Biological process (GO): regulation of glucose metabolic process; protein phosphorylation
Cellular component (GO): mitochondrion
Molecular function (GO): pyruvate dehydrogenase (acetyl-transferring) kinase activity
Source: RefSeq, a predicted model, not a curated record
CAUCUCAUCACUUUUUCUGUCAACAAAAUCGCUGCACAUAAGUCAAGUUGUUUGCUCGAAAAAUGAAACCAAUUCCAAGUUCAAGGAUGCCACACAGAGGAUCAAACGCGGAGGAUCAUUAGGGGUAUCCUUAAUUUAAUCAUGUCGCCAUAACGAAAGCAACUGAAUGCAUAACGCUUAACUGAAUUCUGCCUGGUCCGUUUACGUCUGCAAGGCUGGAGCUCGCAAGAAAGGGCACUGUGUCCCCGAUUUACAUUUAUAACAGGACGUGAUUCAACCUUGGGGAAAUAUGAAGUUUGCACAAUAUCUGUUGAAAAACAGCCGGAUGGUCGGGAUACCAAAACAAGUGGAACGAUUCGCCAAGUUCUCCCCUUCGCCUUUGUCUAUGAAGCAAUUCAUUGACUUUGGGUCGACCGAUGCCUGUGAGAAAACCUCCUUUGUGUUCCUGCGCCAGGAACUUCCGGUCAGAUUAGCCAAUAUCAUGAAGGAGAUUGACUUCCUACCCGACAAGCUCCUUGGUACUCCGUCCCUUCGGCUCCUCACCAGCUGGUAUUCACAGAGUCUGUUGGAGCUUGUGGAAUUCCUGGAAAAAGACCCAGGCGAUAAACAGGUCCUUUCCAAGUUCACGGAGGCGCUGGUGACGGUGAGGAACAGGCACAACGACGUGGUGCCCACCAUGGCGCAGGGGGUGGUGGAGUACAAGGAGGCGUUCGGCGUGGACCCCGUGACCGACCAGAACGUGCAGUACUUCCUGGACCGCUUCUACAUGAGCCGCAUCUCCACGCGCAUGCUCAUGAACCAGCAUACGCUCAUAUUUGACGGCAGCGUCAACCCGGCGCACCCCAAGCACAUCGGCAGCAUCGAUCCCAGCUGUGACGUGGUGGAGGUGGUCAAAGAUGCCUAUGAAGCCUCCAAAAUGCUGUGUGAGCAGUAUUACCUGACCUCCCCUGACAUGGAGAUCUCUCUGGUCAACUCCAAAAACCCUGACCAGCCUCUUCACCUCGUCUACGUGCCUUCACACCUCUACCACAUGCUGUUUGAGCUCUUCAAGAAUGCCAUGAGAGCAACGGUGGAAACCCAUGAGGCGAGCUUCACUCUGCCACCAGUCAAAGUCCGGGUUUCUCUCGGCUCGGAGGACCUCACUAUCAAGAUGUCUGAUCGCGGAGGAGGCGUUCCUCUGAGGAAGAUUGAGCGUCUGUUCAGCUACAUGUACUCCACCGCGCCCAGUCCCGUCCACAUAGACAACUCCCGCAAUGCUCCCCUGGCUGGUUUUGGCUAUGGCCUGCCAAUCUCACGUCUGUAUGCCAAGUACUUCCAAGGAGACCUGCAGCUGUACUCUAUGGAGGGCUACGGCACCUCGGCCGUCAUCUACCUAAAGGCGUUGUCCUCAGACUCGGUGGAGAGACUUCCAGUUUUCAACCAAUCCGCCUUGAGACACUACCAGACCACCCCGGAGGCAGACGACUGGUGCAUGCCCAGCAAGGAGCCAAAGAAGAUGGGCAAGUAACAGGGACAAGCCUGGCCUGAAUAAGUGUGGGACAAACCAUAGGAACCGUCACGGUUAUGCCCUAGUAUGGCUAGUACACCCCAGCCCACGGUACACUAAAGAACGGAGGUUGAAAUGUAUUCGGUUGACCACUGAGCCUGAGGUUCUAAGACAGCCAUUAGGAGCACCUCAUUUUUCCCCUCACACAAAACACAACCAGCAGAAAGUAUUUAUUUUAGGAUUUUAUUAACAUUUGUUUGUAUGUUUUGAUUGUUUUUGGAUGUACUCCCUAUACUAAAUUAUUGUAUAUUUAAAUCAAAAUGAUUUUUAACCAUCAGUGUUGGUGGUCGCAUUUGCCCCGAUAAUAGUGGCACAACCGGUUUUAUAAGCUUUUAAAAUAAAUUCAUUUGUAUAUUAAUUCUGUUAAAAGAAAAUCUAUCUUUCACUCUCUAACUUAAUCAUUGUUUUAAUUGAUUAUUGGAGAUCACAGUGAGCCCAGUGUUGCACUGAGGCUCAUAAAAGAAAUGAGAAAUAACAAUGGUUAUAACGGUUAAAAGAUGGAUUGAGCUGAAGUUAAUCAGAGAAUGAUGACUUAUGAAUGUCACUGUUGUGUGAGAGCAAACGUAAAGGUUUCCCAGAAUUUAAGGUCUUUAAAUUGUCAUAUAUCUGAGAGACAAUCAACAUGAUUCUCUCUCAGAUAGUGGGCCCUGUGAACCAUUUCUAGUGCCAUAGCUGCCCCAAAUGCCCAAGUCCUGCAAAUAACGUUUCAAACAGAUAUCGCGCAUGUGUGUGUGUAUUUAUAUAUUAUAAGUGCAGGCCCUGACUAUUCGGAAAUGCCCUUGGUCAGUAUUCUGAUAAUUCCCAUUGUCACGUUUAGGACCAGGCACGGCUUAUUGAAGCUUGAUUGUACUCAAUUUGAUCCUUCCUAUUUUUAUACAAUAUAUAUUUUGGGAUCUGUAACAAACCAAUAACAUCUCUAUCACCUUUCCAAGCAUGUAUAUUCUGAGCCUGUUGGAUCAGAUUGUUCCGAAUAUUAUUGUGUCCCAGGAGGUUUGAACCCUCAGACCCGUAAGAGUUUUCAUGUGUUUAAGAGUAUAAUGAUUAUAGUGUUGUUCUAAUAAUGUGUACUUAGUCUGUAGACAUUAUUGAAAUGGUGAAUGCCAAACCUGCUCAUUGUACCAGAUCACAGCGUACUAGGGAACAUUAUAUUUUUCAUUACCUGUCUCCUAAAAAAUGCCAGUAUUAUAUAAAAUAGGACUAAUCAAAACUAAUAAAUAAACAUGUAUAAUUUUGUAUGUAUUGAAAUGGAGCACAGGGAUCAUUGCAGUAGUCUGGGAAACAACUGUAAAUAUUAAGGACGGCUUUAGACAACUGUUAUUUCUCAAUGCUAAUGUUAGCACCUGACUGUUCUCCACUAAUAUCUGUUCAAAUGCGCAGCAUACGGUACAUUCAACACCUUUUCAUCCACGCCAUUGGUCAAUAUGUUUGUACACCACAGUUCCCAGAUCCUAAAUCCCUUUCAACGGUAUCGUUGAAUGUUCAACUGUAGAAUAAAAGACUACACUACGGAAA